Panonychus citri (citrus red mite) is the source of this 2534-nucleotide messenger RNA. RefSeq names its product exonuclease 1-like (gene tos). The transcript is spliced from 2 exons. The record is from RefSeq and is a predicted model, not a curated record. Bases 571 to 2313 code for a protein of 580 amino acids. Gene Ontology annotation, cellular component: nucleus. Gene Ontology annotation, biological process: DNA recombination; mismatch repair. NCBI's taxonomy places the organism in Eukaryota, Metazoa, Arthropoda, Arachnida, Trombidiformes, Tetranychidae. Gene Ontology annotation, molecular function: metal ion binding; 5'-flap endonuclease activity; 5'-3' DNA exonuclease activity.
AGAGAAACGCAAUUUAAACGCUAAACUUUGGUGAAGCUUUUGUUGGUUUGGAUGAUUAAAAAUUUCCCUUGUUGAUUGGAAAGCGUUUAAUUGUAAUCCGGUGAUGUAUUUUUCUUUCUUCUAAUUGUGUUUGAUAAUUUAAUCACUUAAUUGUAGAUAAUGUUUACUUGUUUUCUUUGUUUUCAUCAACAAGAAUGUUGAUUAACCUUUGGAGUCAAAGUAACCGCCAAAAUCUUCUGUUUCCAUUGGGAAACCAUCACAACCGUUUACACUUUCAAAUUCAAACGAUGGAUUGGAGGGAAUUGAUUGACAAAACAUUUUCUUUUUACAAUUAAUUCGAGUUAAUUUAUAAUUAAUUUAUAUUCUAACAUUAAUUCUACCUCAUCUUUACCCAUUUCAGUGUGUGAAUCUUUUCUAUCCAAUUACAUUUUGAUCACCUUUUGAUCCAAUGAAUUUGUAAAUCUUUUUCUAUCUUUCUCUCUCUCUCUAUCUGUCCACCAUUUCCCUCUUUUCUUUGUUUCAAUAUUUUCUUGAUUGUGAAAACUUGUAUUCCUAAUUUCUAUUGUAAUUAUGGGUAUUCAAGGGCUACUUCCAUUCUUGAAUUCUGCCAGCAUGAGCGUUAAUAUAAGCGAAUUAACUAAUUGUGUUGCCCUGGUUGACGUUUAUUGUUGGUUACACAAGGCUGUCUAUGGAUGCAGUGAGGAUCUUUAUCACAAAAAGGAGACCAGUUACUAUGUUGACUAUUGUUUGUAUAAAGUUGAAUCUCUUAGGAAAAUUGGUAUCAAAUGUAUCCUUGUAUUUGAUGGAUUAAACCUUCCAUCCAAGAAAGUCACCGAAGAAGCUCGAAGAAGGAAUCGUGAGAAGACAAAGGAAAGAGUUCAACAACUCAUGUUAGAGGGAAACACUCGUGAAGCGGCUGAUUUAAUGAAAAGAUGCAUCGAUGUUACUCCAGAAAUGGCCAAGAAGUUGAUUGUUGCUUGUCGUAAACAUAAGAUUGAUUAUAUUGUUGCUCCAUAUGAAGCUGAUGCUCAAAUUGGUUAUUUGAUGAAGAAAAAGAUUGGACAUUUUGUCAUAACCGAAGAUUCUGAUCUACUCCUAUUUGAAUGUGACUUUGUCUUGGUAAAAUUGGAUAAACUUGGUAAAGGUGUUCUUAUCCGACGAAGUAAAAUUCCCGAUUGUUUGGGUCCCAAAUCGAGUAAUUUUACCGUUGAAAAAUUCCGCCGUAUGUGCAUCUUAUCAGGAUGUGAUUAUCUUCAGAAUUUACCUGGUAUUGGAUUACAGAAAGCGAAAAAAUUUUUCGGAGUUACUAUGAAUGAGGAUAUGAGAAAAGCUUUACCAAAGGUUCCCUCUUAUCUUAAGAUGAAAGGAUUAAAAGUGGAUAAAGAUUAUAUCGAAGGAUUUAUUCGAGCUGAAAAUACUUUCAAAUAUCAACUUGUUUUCUGUCCAAUUGAACGUAAAUUAGUUCCUCUCAAUCCUUAUGAUGAUUCUAUUGAUCAAAAUGAUAUUGAUUAUGCUGGUAAAAAAUUUGACAAUGAACUAGCUCUUCAAUGGGCUUUAGGUAAUGUUGAUAAGAAAACAAUGAAAGUUAAUGACUAUUGGUUGCCUGAAGACUUUUAUGAUUCGAGGAAUGAGAAAGACGAUUCCAUUUGGUCAAUCAACUAUAAACCAAGAGAAAUUAAUCCCUUAGAGAUUCGUUAUGCUGGUAGAAUUGAUUUUGGUGAAUUACCGGCUACUCCUCUUACUCAAUCAAAUGUUUUCUUUUCCCAAUCUCCAUUUUCAUCACAAAAACGAUCUUCCAAUGAACCUUCACCAAGUGCCAAAAGAAUCAGUAUUGACUCCAGUUUACUUGAUACCUACAAAGAAUCAAGUCAAAAUGAUUCUAGUGAUGGUGAUAUUGUUAAAUCUCGUCACUUUUUUAGCGCUGAAAUUGAUGAUGGAAUUAAAACUAAAUCACUUGAUGAACUUAUCGAAGAGCGGGACAAAAGACGUAAACGAUUAUCUUUUUUGUGUACACUUAAAACUGAUUCAUACGAAGAAGAAGAUAAUGAUUCUUGUAGGCAGUUGAAACCUGAAAUUCCAACACCACCCAGUUCACAAUCAUCAAUCUCUUCAAGCCAAUCAUCAGUUGCUUCCUCAUUAUCUUCACCAUCUCCACAAUCAUCACAAUCUUCCCAAUCACUGCCCAAUCCGAUUGAUCUCGCUGAACCAAUUACUCGAAUCACACCGCCAUCGGAAAAGAAAUCAGAUACAAAGGGAACCAAAAAUACUACGUUAAAUUUAAUGGAAAGAUUUGCAUUCAGGAAAAAACUAUGAUUUUAUUACCUCAACAAUUUAUUUGCUGGUUAACAAUCAGAAGAUGAAACAACUAAAUUGUUAUGCCAUUAGCUCAUUUUCAAGCUAAAAUUGUGAUUCUUUUUAUACCUUAAAUUGACUUUCUAAAUACUCUUACCACUCGAUUAACAUUAAUGACAAACAUUUUCUUUUUUUACCCAAUUGUAAAAAUGUGAAAUUACAUUUGAACUAACCAAUUAUUA